AUGUGCGGAACGAACACUGAUCUGGAAAAUAAAGGUGUGUUGUGAUAAGGUGGUGGAAGUGUCAACCAGUUAGGAGGAAUGUUUCUCAACGGAAGACCUCUCCCACAACCCAAGAGACGAAAAAUGAUUCAGCUGGCCUUGGAGGGAGUCCGUCCAAGCCAGAUCUCCAGGAUACUCAGGGUGUCCAACGGGUGCGUCAGUAAGAUCCUGAGCCGCUACCGGCGCACAGGACUCCUGGAACCCAAGACCAUCGGUGGGAGCCGCCCCCGACUUCUCACCCCCGGUGUCAUCUCCACGAUCAUCCAGUGCAAAAGGGAAAAUCCGACUAUUUUUGCUUGGGAAAUCCGAAAACGUCUCGCAGCGGCGCGGAUAUGCAAGGCCCCCAACGUCCCCAGCGUGUCGUCCAUAAAUAGGAUUUUAAGAAAGAUCCACUUGGACCGCGGACCAUCGUGGAUGGACCUCAACGCUGAUGUCAGGGUUGAGCAGGAUUUGUAUUCUCUGGCUCAAGAAGAAGCAAAGAAGUUUGAGAAGUUUGAGACAGAGUGCAGUAAAAAACAGAAAUCCAAAGGUGUGCAGCACAGAAUCCGCACCACCUUUACGCCAGAGCAGAGCAGAGCACUUGAGCAAGAAUUCUCUCGCAGCCAGUAUGCUGACAUGUACACAAGAGAGAAGCUAUCUGCUGAAAUUAAACUUCCCGAGGACACCAUCAAGGUCUGGUUUUCUAACAGACGUGCUAAAUGGAGGAGAGAAGCCAAGCAGAGAGGUAGUACGCAGACUGAAGACUUUGAAAAGCAAAGUGACUUUGUUCCUGUGAAUCCAACAAUGACACACAGCUUCACAUCUCAACAGGCUACUGGAAUGGCAAAAGUCAAUCCGGACAGCUCUUCAUACAGCACUGUUGCAAGGAAGCUGCAAAAUUGCUGCUUCUUCCCAACAGAAACAGCCGUGAGGAAUUCUGAAUGUCCAACAUCCUCAUUUCCCCAUCUGCCGAGUGACAUACAAAACAUAGACAAAACUCCUCUGGAUCUCCACAGAGAUGGAUACAGUUUUCCACUGGUUCCCCACCACACAGACAUGAGGAGAACCUGCCCUUUGGCAACAAAGACAGGGGGGCCAGACUGCUCUGUGAUUCAACAGUGGAACCAGCAGGGAAUGCCGUUUACCUGGAGUCAGUUUCAAACAAAUGAUCAGUUUCUGUUGGUCCCGGAUGUGAAUCCGCAUCUCUACAUGGACUGAUAAUGAGACCAGUGGAUCAGCGGCAAGAGCUUUUGACUGCUGCUUAAUUGCUCGACUGAAGGGACACUUUUCAACCAGUAGAGGGAGACAAAGUAUG
This is a messenger RNA of Neolamprologus brichardi, 1333 nucleotides long. The record is from RefSeq and is a predicted model, not a curated record. Lineage: Eukaryota; Metazoa; Chordata; Actinopteri; Cichliformes; Cichlidae.